CAAAGUAUGACAAGCUUUUUACCUUUCUGUUCUGUCGAGACACUUCCGUCGUUUUGCCUCCUUAAGUUUAACCGACCUCGGGGUUGUAUGGCAGGUGCUAAACUAUACCCUCCUUUUGUCUUUUUUCCCCCUCUCUGUUAAAGCCUGCACACACUUUGGCUGGUGAAGUUAUUUGUAAUCUACAAAUAACGUUUUCUAAAGAUCCGCAGUGACGUCUUCAAAGGCAGCAGAAAUCAUCUGAAGAUUUCUCGCCUCCCUUUGAGAGGUUGAGUAACACGGACAGAAUGGAGGCCCUCAAAGCCAGUCGAGAGAAGACACAGAACCAGACCACAGUGUAGAAACCAAGCAAAAGGUGAGACGAGCCCAGGGUGUCUAAAAUAAGACCUCCACAUGAAGUGUGUAUAAAGCUGGAGCCGAAAUAAAGAAACGUUUAAGAACUCUGAAAAAAAAAGAAAGAAGAGAGACGUCAAGCAGCAAGCGGAUGACGACUGAAAUCACCAGGAAUGGAGUUACAAGGAGACGAGUGCUUCAGACUACUAUGAGAGCUACAAAGAAGGGUUGUACAGCAAACACCUCGUGAACCCUGUGCCUCUUCAUAUCAUAAAUAUCUGAAGAAAAAAAACUUCAUCGACCAGGCGAGACCAUCAGAGGGAACAAUGAACGGCGUGGAGGAGAUGUCGUUGAAGUGCGUCCUGGUCGGGGACAGCGCCGUGGGAAAGACCGCCCUGCUGGUCCGCUUCACGUCGGAGACCUUCCCGGACUCCUACAAGCCCACCGUGUUUGAGAACACAGGGGUGGAGGUCUACAUGGACGGCGUUCAGAUCAGUCUGGGCCUGUGGGACACGGCGGGAAACGACAACUUCCGACAGAUCCGACCCAGAUCCUACCAGCAGGCCGACGUCGUCCUCAUCUGCUUCUCGGUGGCCAACCCCAACUCCCUGGCCAACGUCCAGCACAAGUGGAUCAACGAGGUCCGGGAGUACCUGCCGAGGGUGCCCAUUUUGGUCGUGGCCACCCAGACGGAUCUGCGGGAAGUGGGGUCGUACCGGGGCACCUGCAUAUCACCUGCAGAGGGGAGACACAUGGCUCAACAGGUCCACGCUAAAGGCUACCUGGAGUGCUCGUCCUUGAGCAACCGCGGCGUGCAGCAGGUGUUUGAGUAUGCGGUUCGGACGGCUGUGAAUCAGGCCAGGAAGCAGGCCAGGCGACGGAUGUUCAGCAUAAACCAGUGUAAGGUCUUUUGACUCUUGACCUUGAAUAAGCGGGCGACUGUGCCUUCACAAAGAGACUUCAGUGAACUGUCUUGGCGAGCGGUUUCAAGUCAGGACCUGUAGACGUACAGCAUCCCAAAGUUGUAUUCCUAUUCUCUACAGAAAGUUCCUCUCACUAAAAGGGACUCCCGUUAACUUGAGCUGAAUUUAAAAAAACAUUGAUUCAGUCAUACUCCUAAUACAGCGUCAUGUCAGCUCUACAUUAGUGCGAUGUAGGGAGGGAUGUGCAGAAAACGUCCAAUCUGACGGUGAACAACAUGUGCAUCAGACGGAGGGAUUUUGUGUUUCAGAAAGCCUCAGGCAGAAACUCUUUUUUAUUAAUUGUGUUGCUGUGAAAGACUUUCUUCAGUAUGAGCCUUUAAAGCUUUAAACUGGAAACAACACAUCACUUCUCGUGGAGGAAAGUACCUCACUAUCGCAUUAUGUCGCCUGAUGGGGCGAAUUCACUUCCAACGAUCUGUUGUAUAAAUGCCCUCAACGCCACAGUAAGUCACAGGCAGUAAUUUUUUUGUACGGCUGCAUUGAGCUUCAACAGAGCAGGCCCGGUUCUACGAGGGUUGCAGAAGGUUGCGGUGCACCCUCAUUUAAAAGGACCCCCCCCCCCUCUCAAUUCACAAAAAUGAACGAUAGUUGUUUUGUGUUUUUACAAAAAGUUAUCAAAGCUUUCAAAGUGACAACAGUGACUCCGAUCGUGUUUAUUCUAGCUGUGUUGGUCAUGAGAGGUGCAUGUGACCUGUCUGUUAAGCGGGGGACAACAUGAGGGUCCCAUUGCACCGACGCUGUUUCUCAAUGCUGCUGCCGAUCACCGUAGCUGCACCCCCCCCCCCCAUCCCCUCUAAUCUCAGACAUUUUGUUCUACAGUCAGGCCUGCACAGAGGGAUUUGACUUUUCUUUUUAAAACUCAAACUAAGGAAUUACUUUGUGUAUUAUUGUACUGUUAAUUGUUUGCUUGCAGAGGAGGAUCAUUCAUGAGACUUGAUCAGAAAAGUCGUUUAUUAUCUCUGACAGACAAACAUACAAUCCUGUUAAAUCUGUUCAGGGUUGGGCGACAUGGACAAUAUUUAACUUUGAUAUUUGUUAGCUGAAUGCUGAUACAUCGUUUAUUUUUUUCACAGUAAAAAAAAACAGUCACUUCUAAGUCAAAUCCGCUCGAGCUAAACGUCACACAGACUCUUUUAUGAACAGCCAGCUGCACAGUGUCAACAUGUAGAUUACGUCAAAUGACUUCAAAUAUGAUCAUAUUAAAUAAAAUGCUCCUUAAAUAAAAUAAAAUCAAUGAAAAUGUUCCUUCCCUACGCAAUGGUACUCUUGUUAGACUUAAGAGCCACAUUGAAAAUUUCUUUCUUUCCUAAAAUAUGUGUGGGAAACACGGUGACAUGACCUGCAAAGACUAGUUUCUGCUGACGAUGUUUCCCUUUUCUUAAAAAUAAUUGCUUUGUAUUGUUUUUUUUUGUCCAAGUAGGAUCUAAAAGAGACACAUGUGCCACGGGUUGAGUAUCACUGCCCUUUAGUAUAUCUGGUGUGAAAAUAUCUGGAUAUAUCUUAAAAACUCAACACACUGCAUGUGUCAGCCCUGAAUCUGUUAAAAAAAAAAACAUUUUUAGGAUUGUUUGUAAGAUUCUGUGAGACUUACGUCCCAUUAAAAUACACUUUCACUAACACACACAGUCUGCAGUGAAGGAGUUUAUUUUUAUGAGUACAUUAAUCAAACUUUUUAUAAAGCCUUGGCACAUUUUUUUGGGGCUGUUGAGACUUUUUAUUUUUCAUAUUUUGUAUUUAUUAAAUAACUGCUACCUGUAUGUAUCUUAUCCAUCUGAUCAAACUGUCCCAGUCGUCUUUUGUUUUACUAAAAAAGCAACUUCAAUAAAUCAGUCAGAAGAUUUAA
This is a messenger RNA of Labrus bergylta (ballan wrasse), 3156 nucleotides long. RefSeq names its product ras homolog family member H (gene rhoh). Gene Ontology annotation, cellular component: cell projection; cytoskeleton; cytoplasmic vesicle. Gene Ontology annotation, biological process: establishment or maintenance of cell polarity; regulation of actin cytoskeleton organization; small GTPase-mediated signal transduction. The record is from RefSeq and is a predicted model, not a curated record. Lineage: Eukaryota; Metazoa; Chordata; Actinopteri; Labriformes; Labridae. Gene Ontology annotation, molecular function: GTPase activity; GTP binding; protein kinase binding.